ACUCAGCACUGAAACAGAACAUCACAUGAGGCAGCUCUCCCACCUGUCAUUUUGAAGGAUUUACCAGCUCCCAUUGGAUCAAAUAAUAUUUGAUAGUUGGGAGCUAAAAUGGGUAGGUAAUACAGUGCAGCGCAUCAUGGUGGACCUAUUCAUCGCCUUACAUUGCUGCUAUGGCUAGAUUGGUAUUGCACACUCUCCAUGCUGUUACUCCUUUAAGACCUGGGUAUUCGCAGCUGAGCAGUUACCGGAUGUCAUAUAGCUUCAUACUGCAUUCUGUAUGAAUACACAUAAAUCCCAGAAGGAUGGUUACCCAAACUUUACUUGACUACCUUCAUGAAAGAACAUCCCACAGUCUCCCUCCAUGGCUUGUCCCCAUUGCAGAUGGAAAGUAUUUCCUAAUAUUUAAGUUAAAAUCAAUACUUCCAUAAUUUAAAAUCAUGAGUUAUUGUCUUUUCUGUCAUGGGAGAGAUCAAGGAGAGAUCAGGGACCUUUAAAAACAAUACUACGUGGUCCACUGCUUUCACCAACACAUGUUUACUCAGAAUUAAUAUGCACUGUAUUCAAUGGGGCUUAACUCCUAGGGAAGAGUACGUAAAGUUGCAGCCUUUACAAUUAUUUAAUGCAGGGAGUGCUAACUUGUGUGGCCUUUCAUAUGCUGUUGAGCAACAGGCAGGGGUUAUGGGAGUUGUAGUCCAAGAACAUAGGGAGGGCCACAUGUUCAAAUGGAAAAGUUGUUUUGUCUCAGAUACUGAAACGAGUUUUCCGUCACACACAACAGUUCUGUACGGCAAGGUUCCUAGAAUACUUUAACUCACAGCAAGCACUCGUACCUGCAGGACAGAUUAGUUGUGACUGACUGAGUCCAGUUGGUUGCAGUGGAAGUGAUGUGCAGUGCUAUUUUUCUAGAAAAAGAGGUGCCAGAACUCACCACAAACACCUCCCUUGUUCUCUUAUAAUGGCAAUGGUGCACACCUGAGAGGUGCUGGAACUGAGUUCUGGUAAAUUCUGGCUGAAAAAUGCCCUGGUUCUGUGUGACUAACUUUAGUUGGAUUGGGACCUUGUGCUUUGCUUUCAUAACAGGUUGUUGAAAAGACAACUGUUGUGUUUCUAUAAGUGCCAGUCAGACAUGCCUACCAUCCUCAGUUCAAAGGUCAUAUUUAAAGUCAGGUGACCCAGGCGAUCAGAUUUGUGGGGAGGAGAGUGCUGGGUUCAGGGCAUGCCUGACACUAGUUUUCUACUUUCAUGUUUUCUUUUUUGCCAUCAUGGUGCAACACCAUUUGGAUUUUCAACCUUGGGCAUCAAAUCAUCUUGGACUAAGAGCUAGUGUGGUGUAGUGGUUAAGAGCGGUAGACUCGUAAUCUGGGGAACCGGGUUCGCAUCUCCGCUCCUCCACAUGCAGCUGCUGGGUGACCUUGGGCUACUCACACUUCUUUGAAGUCUCUCAGUCCCACUCACCUCACAGAGUGUUUGUUGUGGGGGAGGAAGGGAAAGGAGAAUGUUAGCUGCUUUGAGACUCCUUCGGGUAGUGAUAAAGCGGGAUAUCAAAUUCAAACUCUUCUUCUUCUUCUCUUCUUCUACCUCAUGUUGAUUUCCUUGGAGUAAACAUUAUGUCUUGCUAGUUGAAUCCAGUUGUUCUUUUUUUGUUUUAAUCACAGUAUGAAGGAUUUAAUUUUGCAAUACUUACAGAAUGAACAGGUUUGGGUUAAGUCUUGCUAGUAGGGAGGGAUGAUGUGGCCGCUGAAUACCUGUUUUCACUGAAGUCAUGAAAAAAUAGUUCAGUGAUUAGAUUUAGAUUUUUCUAGGGCCUUUUGAGUGUGUGCAUCAAACCUUAAUGUGAGUCCUAAUAUGAUCUGACAGUGUUCUUCUCUGCUACUGGGCACCAGGCAGCUUUAUGAACUUGUGUCAGAACAAGCCAUUAGGUUGUCAGCAUGGUUUUGCAUGAAAUACGUUUUCUGAAUUACCGUCUGUCUCUCACUCUCAAAACCGAUACUUUUUAAAAGCUAAUUUUCUUUCUGAAGGUCACUUGAAUAAAGCUCAUUGGUUGAAAAUAGGAAACAAAAGAUACUCCUUAAAUUGUGGGUCAGGAUCCUCUUUGCUUCCAUGAUCUGGCUAUAAGAAAGGGGUUGGCUAUCUUUUAAUCAGCUGCUAAAUAAAUAUGCAAUCAGCCAUCCUGAAUGGAAGGUCUCAAAAUUAUGUUUUCCUAAUAGGACGCUAGAGGAAGGGAUGCUGUGACAGGUGUCUGCUAUAUUUUUUAAUUCGUUAGUAAUAAUAGAAGAUAUACAAUAAUUAAAAUAUUUAUAGAACUGCAGUCAAAAUAUAAAAUGAGGCAUCCCAGAGCUGCUUCUACCUCUUUGUCAUUCAUUGCCUGUAGGGCUACAAAUGCAACCCUAUGCAUGUCUACUUGGAAGUAAGUGUCAUUGAAUAUAAUGGUGCUUAUUCCAAGAUUAGUGGGUAUGGGAUUUAAAGAAGAGCAGAGGUAAAGAAAUAAUUACUAUACAAUAAGCAACCUGACCCACAGAUCCAUCCCUAUUUAUUGAGACUUAAUUUUAAUGCAUAUAAAUCAAAUGCUGGUGCAUUCUAGAUUAACACACUUCUCUGAAAAGGAGUAGAUGAAUGCAUGGAGUUAACUAUUGCAUUUCCCAUUUCCCACCUACCUAAAUUAUAAACAUGUUUCCUUAUUGUAACUAGCAAUAACAAACAGUAGCAUUUCUAGUUUGAAGGCAUAAAUUUAUGCAACACAUAUUGCAAAAUCAUUUUUCGGGGGCUACUGAUAAAAGAAUGUGAAACCUCAGAGAACCAGAAGCAAUGCAGUUGCAUAGAUAAUAUGCAUGUCUCCUUUAGAUGGUGUCAUUUGUUUUUCUAGGUCACCCUCGCUUUUUCAACCAGCUCUCUACAGGGCUUGAUAUCAUUGGCUUAGCUGGAGAAUGGCUGACGUCUACUGCUAAUACAAACAUGUAAGUACCUUAGGACUUUUCUCUCUGCUGUAUGGUGAGAAGGCAAAGUCCUGUACAGUUCCCAUCAUCCCUGACCAUGUUCUGUGGGCUGGGGCCGAUGGGAAUUGAAGUCCAGCAAAUGUAGAGGGCACAACACUUAGUUAUCCUUGGGAUAGAGCAGGGGUAGGCAACCUAAGGCCCGGGAGCUGGAUGCGGCCCAAUUGCCUUCUCAAUCCGGCCCACGGACGGUCCAGAAAUCAGUGUGUUUUUACAUGAGUAGAAUGUGUCCUUUUAUUUAAAAUGCAUCUCUGGGUUAUUUGUGGGGCAUAGGAAUUCGUUUAUCUCCCCCCCCCAUAUAGUCCAGGCCACCACAUGGUCUGAGGGAUGCUGGACCUGCCCAUGGCUGAAAAAGGUUGGUGACUUCUGGGAUAGAGCAUUAUUUCAGUGUGCUAAAAACAAAGACAGAUGAAUUGGUUAGACUGUCUCUGUUUAUUUUUUUCUCCUCUUGGGUUUGGACAAGGAUAUUUAAGGCUGUGUGUAUGGGUAUGUAGAUAGAGAGCCAGUGUGCUGUAGUGGUUAAUAGCGAUAGACUCAUAAUCUGGUGAACCGGGUUCGCGUCUCCGCUCCUCCGCAUGCAGCUGCUGGGUGACCUUGGGCCAGUCACACUUCUUUGAAGUCUCUCAGCCCCACUCACCUCACAGAGUGUUUGUUGUGGGGGAGUAAGGGAAAGGAGAAUGUUAGCCGCUUUGAGACUCCUUCGGGUAGUGAUAAAGCAGGAUAUCAAAUCCAAACUCUUCUUCUUAAUUAGGGAUUUAACUUCUGUGAUACUGUGGCACCUAGACCAUAUCAAGAAAAUUAAGGGACUUGUGGAGUCAUGCUGUUCUAUGACAUGGGCGUAGCUAGGAUUUUUGUUAGGGGAGCAGGACUUUUGGGGGGGCAGAACCAACGUGAUUGGUCAGUUAGUUAAGUAUUUCUAUUGUUUUACUUGAUGUAGGGGAGGCAUCUGCCCUACCCCCACCCCGGCUACACCCAUGUUCUAUGGUGUGGCUAAAUCUAUGGGAGGUUGGCAGGUGGAGGGAUGGAAACAGGUAGCAGAGUUAAAUAUCCACAAUAAAUAGUUCUAGAAAUUCAUUGGGUGCAUCAUCUAUUUAUCUUCACAACAAAUGGAUAGGAGGGUGAAACUGCUUGCUGUGCACACAUUAGGAAAAGUAGCGUAAGCAUUCCAGCUGCUGCUGCUGCUAACCCUCAUCUUGGGAGAUAAUCAGGGAAAAGCUGAUCCAUCUUCUCCACUUUUAGAAAUUUCUCCUGGUUCCUUUGAUAGGUUCAUUUCACAUAUUCUGAAUGAGAAAUUAAACUAAUACACAACCUAGGCAUAUUAACAUUUAUCUGAACCUGGCUCAAGGUUUACCUCUGUCUGUCUUUGAAGUUGUCCUGAGUAUAUUCAAUGUUGUUGCGGGGUGGUUAAGAUUUCUUUUUGGAAUUCCCCUGUUCGAAGUCUUGGAAUUAGAAGGCAUGCUGGCUACAAACCUGAAACUAGUUGUUUGUUUGUUUGUUUGUUUGUUUGUUUGUUUGUUUGUUUUAAAGAUAACCAGAAUAUCUGGAGGAGUCACACUUUCAUAUUUUCUGUAUUAAAAGGAGGGCUAAAGUUGAGUUACAAUCAAAGCCUUCCACUGGAAUUGAUGUAUAAAAACAAAAUGUGCUCAGAAGGUGAGGAGAGACCAGAACUAGAUUUUAAGGUUAUUAUUUAAUCACCCGUAGAAGCAGUUGGUAAGACGCUCUUCAUUGAUGCAGAAUGGAUUAAGAACCAGAAAGUGGAGUGAUAACAUACUCAGCUGAAUUAUUAGUCUUCGUGUUAUGCUUUAACAUAGUGCAAAGAAGGACUUUCAGUAGCAGAGGAGAAAAUUACAACUGUAGCUAGCGUUAGAUUCCAUCAUUUUAUGAAAUGCAAUUAUCUUUAUUGAUACGGAGGUUGCGGGGGGAAAAGUUAAAAUGAAGUUCAAGGUGAUUGUUGGUAUCAGUCCCCGAGACCCACUGAAAGGGAUGGAAAGCGGGUGUGAGACACGCCUGGAGGCAGUUUGAAAUUGUGUAUUGAUUUGCAUGGGCUUUAGAAAGUGCGACAUGAGAGGACUCCAAAUACUCAUCAGCGAUCAAAAGGCAGGUUUCUAUUUCAGACCGCUGUUAGAUGUGUGCAGUGAUGACUACAUGCACAAGCAGCUGAAAAAUCUCACCAGAUGGAAAAGCAAGUUCAUUUUGGGCAAAAUGACAACGCAUGAAGGAGCUUUUCCUGCAAAUGGAAAAGCGAACUUUCUGUCACUUGCACCAUCCACUGAUAAUGCUCUGUUGGUUUCAAUGGGAGAAUUAAACAUCUGUCGCUCCUUGCUUGUUUGUUAUAUACUGCCCAAUAACAAAUAAUCUCUCAGCAAUUUACAAGUAAAAAAAAUAAAUCAACAUGCAUAAUAAACACAAACUCCAACAACAAAAUAAAACCAGGGUAAAAUCAGCAGCAGAACAUGGUGUCUAUACAAUGGCUCUACAAAGCUCUGGAAUGUUUUCAAAUGGAAAUACCUAGUGUGAAAAGGACAAUAAAGACAUUUCCAGGCAAACCUAUCCAAGGAAGGGCUUUCCACAACCAGAGAGCCACCACAGAGAAGGUCCUCUCUCUCAUAGCCACCUGCCCCCCCCCCCCCCAUUUGGUGAAAGCACCCAGAGAACAGCCACAAAAAACAAUAUUGAGGUCUAGAGAGGCGUAUCUCCUUCAAGCAAUCUUGCCCCGGGCCAGUUUUGGCCAUGCGAGCACUUUGAAGUAGGCCUGGAAAUGGACUAGAAGCCACUGCAGACAUCAAAAUACUGGUCUAAUACUUUGGUGUAGUCUCACAUGCAAUGCAUUGCAAUGAUCCAAACUAGAGAAUGCCAGAACAUGGAUAACGGUAGCAAGGCUAUUUUUGUCUGGAGUGGUUCCUACUAAUUUAUCUGCCUAACCUGAUGAGAAAUGCUCCAAGCCACAGAGGCUACCUAUGACUCUACGAAGAGCUGGAUCAAAUAUAGGGCUGCCAUACGUCCAGAUUUUCCUGGACAUUACCAGGAUUUCAAAGACAGAAUUGACACCCGGGGAAAUUUCCGAAAGGCGGCACUUUGUCCUGGAUCUUAGACGAGUCAAUUGAAAAAUCAUGUGGUGUUGUUUUGGUGUUUUUGUAAAAAGAAGCUCAACAACUUUGGGGGUGUCCUGGUUUUUACUUUUAGAAAUAUGGCAACCCUAAAAGGAGUCCGUACCCUAUAUGAACCUGGAAGUGCAACGUCUACAAAACAGAUUGAACACUACUCAGUUGUGCAAUGGAACUCACUCUCCCUCGCCUGGGUUGAAUCUCAGCUUAUUGGUACUGAUUCAUAAUACCCAUUGUUUCACCUACAUUUGUUCAGAAGGAGUGAAAGAACUGGGUGUCAUCCACAUAUUGGUGACAACCCAGAUCACUUGACUUAUAAAGGUAGAGGGUAAAUGACCCCCUGGAUGGUGAAGUCCAGUCAAAGGUGACUAUGGGGUGUGGCGCUCAUCUCACUUCAGGCUGAGGGAGACGAUGUUUGUCCACAGACAGCUUUCUGGGUCAUGUGGCCAGCAUGACUAAACCACUACUAGCGCACAGAAAUGCUGUUUACCUUUCCGCCGCAGUGGUACCUGUUUAUCUACUUGCACUGCCAUGCUUUUGAAUGGCUAGGUUGGCAGGAACUGGGACAGAGCAAUGGGAGCUUACCCUGUCAUGUGGAUUUGAACCAUCGGCUUUCCGAACGGCAAGCCCAAGAGACUCAGUGGUUUAGACCACAGCACCACCCGCGUCCCUUGUUAGCUAGAUGCAGUACAAUAUAGACUUCAGCUGGAAGUUGCUGGAACUCAGUUCUGGCACCUCUCAGGUGUGCGCCAUUGCCAGAGCCGGCGUAUAUCUUCCGGGUCAUGUGGCCAGCAUGACUAAGCCGCUUCUGGUGAACCAGAGCAGCGCACGGAAACGCUGUUUACCUUCCCGCCGGAGCGGUACCUAUUUAUCUACUUGCACUUUGACGUGCUUUCAAACUGCUAGGUUGGCAGGAGCAGGGACCGAACAAUGGGAGCUCACCCCGUCGCGGGGAUUCGAACCGCCGAACUUCUGAUCGGCAAGUCCUAGGCUCAGUGGCUUCACUGUAAGUAGUUUGCACCAAAAUAAAGCCUGUAAAACGCAGGUUGGAGUCCUGCCUGGUUACUCUCAAUCAACCGCAACAGCCACCUGACAAUAACAGAGGCUUUUUGGGAAAUCACUGUAGUGUGUAGUUUGAAGAUCAGGAGAUACUCAAAUAUUCAUUACAGAUACUCAUGCUCUAAUCCAAAAUGCACUGAAGCCAAUGGAAGAACUCCCACUGCCUUCAGCAGACCUUGGUAUAGACUCCCAAAUUAAUGACUCAAGCUGUGUAGCUGUCUUUUUCUGAGCCCCAGCUGGCUGAUGAAUGUACACACAGCCUAUGAAUGUACCAUCCCUGGAAAAUUUCACAUCUUGGAUGUUGUACAGGUGAAGAUUGCUUGACUUAUUUUGAUCAGAACCCACAAACUAUGUAGGAUAGCAUACCUAGCACAUCAGCUACCUAAGGUAGUUUAUGGAUUGCCAUCUUCUCAUCAAUUUAUUAUAUACAAAUUCCAAACUUUUUGUCUCUCACGCUGAUGGUACUUAAAGUCUAUGCGAUGUCCUUGACACAAAAUACCUGAAGGGAAGAAGAAAAUGCAUCUAAUAGUAACCUAAGUUUAGUAAGGCUUUGUACAAGGAAUUCCCUGAUGGAAGGACGUUGGAUCCUCAGCACCAGACCCUUGGCUCGUGUUUCCUUGGAAUACGUAUUGACAAUAUCAGCCAAAGAAAUCCAUUUAAAAGUCCUUCAGUGCAUUAGUUAAACAAAUUAUUGCUUUUAGAAUGCAACUGUUCACAAGACCCCAGAAACAUUCUCGACUCAUUAUGAAGACCGUGGGUAUUCCAAAGACUUGGUCACGUCCAAGCCGAACAGAAACAACACACUCUGUGAAGGAUACUUUUGAAAAGUGUUGAGAUAUUUUAGCUGGUACAGCAUGAUGCAGUUGACCAGAACCCAUGUUUGGAAUAACUUGUCCAUGUUGGCCAGUGGUCUCAUGAAAUAGGGUCUUCUUGGUGGUAGCACCUUGUCAGCAGAGCUCACUAGCCCAGGCAGUUCACUUAGUUUCCUCCCUGCUGAUUUUCAGAUGCUAAAACAAAACUAUACUCUCUCUCUCUCUCUCUCUCUCUCUCUCUCUCUCUCUCUCCUGUUUGUUUCAUGUUACCCACGGCUUCUAUGCUCUUUUAUCUGCUGUCAUUUUACUUUGCUCUUUAUUUAUAUGCUGUUUCUUAUUGUUUCAUUGUAUCAGUUAUAAUUGUGGUCUGUGCUGGAGGUCCUAUGUGUACAGGGGGAAAGGCAGGGUAUAAAUAUGUUGAUUAAUUGAUUAAUGGUAAGAUAUUAAAACAGGCACACCAUGGGAAUUACUCUGUAUAUGCGCAGCAUUUUCCGAAACAUGGAAAAGUGCUAAUUAUUUAUCUCUCUUUCCCCUUUGCUUCCCUUAUGAGUGCAUAAAAUUGGUGAGGGGUCCCUGUUGCCUGACCAUAUAUGCGAAACAAGAUAUACUAAUAGGUACAUGUAGUAUACAGACACUCUUGAUUGAUUGAUUGAUUGAUUGAUUGAAUGCCAACUUCCUUGCAUGCUUGCUUGUAUCUAUAUCUCACCUUUGUUCCAAGGAGCUGUCUCCAUAUUAUCCUCACAAUAACCCUGUGAUGUAGGAAAGGCCAAUUGUUGGUGGCUGACCCAAGGGAUCUACGUAGCUUCAUGACUGAGUGAGGAUUUGAACCCUGGUCUCCCAGUCUGAUACCUGAACCACUAUGCCAUCUUGGCACCACAUUCAUUUUGAAACGUAUGAAGCCAGCUUCAGUGUAGCAGGAUUGGGUUUUUUUUACAGGGGGACAAGCCGGGCAAAGUUACUCAUGCCCUACAUGUACGCUUGGGAAACAUGGACCACUUAUAAAUGCUAUCUCCAACUCCUUGAAAGAUUCCAUCAACAGUGUCUCUGAAAAAAUGUACACAUCACUUGGGAAGACAGGCGAACUAAUUCCAGUGUACUGGAAGAAGCAAAGAUCACCAGCGUCAAAGCAAUGAUUCUUCAACAUCACUUUCGUUGGACUGGUCAUGUUGUUUGGAUGCCUGAUUAUCCUCUUCCAAAGCAACUACGUACUCUAUUUCGAACUUAAAAAUGGAAAGCGUAAUGUUGGUGGUCAACAAAAGAGGUUUAAAGACUCUCUCAAGGCAAAUCUAAAAGAACGUAUAAACACCAACAACUGGGAAUCACUGGCCUGUGAGCACUCCAAUUGGAGAACGGCCUUUACCAAAAAUGUCAUGGAGUUUGAAGACACUCAAACUCAGGAUAAAAGGGAGAAACAAGCUAAGAAGAAGGCAUGUUUGGCAAACCCUCACCUUGAUCAACUCCCGCCUGGAAACCUAUGUCCCCACUGUGGAAGGAUGUGUGGAUCCAGAAUUGGCCUCCACAGUCACUUAUGGACUUGCUGUUAAGACUGUGUUCAUGGAAGACAAUUAACUCGGUUACGAGUGCUCGACAAAGAAGGAGGAGGAAACAUGGGAUGCCAUGUUAGUUAGCUGUUGGGCACAAAUCGCUGCAGCUGAUGCGAUUGGGCUACAAGAAAAUUUGCAGUUAUCUAUCUGGUCUUAACCACUGCAGUAGAAAAAUUUUAUUGUGGCAGUUAGCUAUAAUUCUCUUUGGGUUUAUUUCCUUUAUUGUGGAGGAGUGAAGAGUUUUGCCUGGAACUUUAAUGAAGGAACAACUUCCUGUUUGAUGCGAAUAGUAAUUUUGCUUUAGACUUUUAUUUGUCCUGAAAUAGAAGAAUAGAACAUGCUUUGAAAUUUUAGUACACGGGGCAGAAAUACAUUAAUUGGAACAUGCAGUGAUUCUUGCUUCCCAUUAAAUGGAUAAAGCCAUGGACUGCUCUCUUGUUAUCUGUAAUUGGUAAUUAGAAAAUCAUCCUUUUUAAUUACUCUUGACAGGUAUUGAUUGUGUGGUAUGGUAUAAUUAGUUGUCCUUGGGGAGUAUAUGCAGAAUAAAUCCACACAAAUAAUUGGUUUUGGUGUUUCUUAAAGCUCAAGUUCAAUAUUUCUAAUUAUCUUUGUGAGAAGCCUUCUGAUGUUUACUGUUUUCACAGCCUCUCUCUGCGUUCUGGCUACAUGUUUUCCAAAUAGGAAUAAGACACUCUUUGAACUAAAACACUUUGCAGCCUCACCAGCAAUAUAGUUAUAAUCGCUAAAGCUAAGUGGUAUAAUCACCAAAUGCUACGGCCACUGUAAUUUUUAAAAGUUUGGAAAACAAAUUAAAGGAUAUUUGUGGGGGCAGGGGGUGUUCAAGGAACUUAGAUAAAGUUCAAUUUAAUAAAUUAGAUAAAUUGACUUUUGUAAAUUUUUGUUUAUAGAAGUCAUGGAAUCAUAGAGGAUAUAAAAAAAAUUGCUAAACAGAGAAGUCCCAAUCCAUAAUGCACUGUGCUGGACAGAGGUUGGAUGGGGUGCAGGUAAUCCUCUGUCCAUCCCUUCCUGGACCCACCAGCUUCUGUCAGUGAAGGACCCCUGCCCCAUUGCACCCUCUGAAGUGGCUGGUGGGCAGAAGCUUCUGCUUGCAGCAUCCUUAGUAGUGAUAGCCAGCACAAAUCCCCCAAAAUAGGGUUCAGAGCUGAAUUGGCAGAGGAUCCACUGAAUUUCUUUCUUUCUUUCUUUUUUAAACGUUUAUUAAUUUUCCAAUAAGAACAUCCAAUUAACAUAUCAUAUCAAAUCAAAUCCAAUAAAAAUAAAAAAAUAAAAUAAAAAAGUCCAAUUGUCUUCCAAAUUGUAAUCUUGAUUUUUUUGACUUCCCACGGUCUGAAUUCCAAAGCAUUUUCCACAUCAUCAUAGUCCUGCCUCUUGUCGUCGGUGUUUUCAUAAUUCCACAUCACGAUUUUAGGAUCCACUGAAUUUCUGAGUGUCAUGUGACGGCAAAUUUUAAGGUUCUUUGCUAUGCUAGCGUAAGAUGUGGUGUAUUCAAGAGGCUCCCCCACCCCACUUCCCUCAAGGCCCUUGUGAGCAGCAGGGAUGAUAUGGUUGCGUUGUUCUUUCAAGCCCCAGGGAUUUGAAUUGCCCCUUAAGUUUUAUUUUUAUUUUUCUAAUUAUGUUUAUAUUGCACCUUCCCUUAAAGGAGCUCAAGUUGGCAAACAUGCAGUCCCACCCCCACUGUGCCUCUUUUUAUCUUCACAACAAUCCUUAUAUACCCAAAACCAUGUCAGAUACUCAGAUGACUCCGGGAUAACUAUACAGUGGCACCUCGGGUUAAGUACUUAAUUUGUUCCGGAGGUCUGUUCUUAACCUGAAACUGUUCUUAACCUGAAGCACCACUUUAGCUAAUGGGGCCUCCCACUGCUGCCGUGCUGCCGCCGCUCGAUUUCUGUUCUCAUCCUGAAGCAAAGUUCUUAACCCAAGGUACUAUUUCUGGGUUAGCGGAGUCUGUAACCUGAAGCGUAUGUAACCUGAAGCGUAUGUAACCCGCGGUACCACUGUAGUCAAUGAAGUUGUCUCACAAAAGAAACUGCCAAGAGCCAGUGCAGAACAGAGUGUGAACACAAUUGUUUACUUUGUUGUGCAAAGGGUGGCAGAUCUAUCCCAGUGGCCUCUUGUAUUUUUAAAGCUGAAAUUGCAUCCCAGAUUCUUUUUGGAGUACCUACUUGGUUUCCAUAUUUUAAAUCUCCCUCUAGGACAACUUCAGUCCUACUUUCUUCGAUUUGUAUUUGGCAAGCCUAGACGCACUGCUGCUCUUCAUUUGAAAGCUAUUCUGCCUGGUUUGGAUAUAGUCAGUUCACUCUCUCAGCUUCAUAGCUUUCUCCCAGCUCUUUUGUAUUCCAGGUCAUGACAGACUCUUGUCAGUCUGCCUGGAUGAAGGAACUGCUGCCAAAAAUGAAAAGGUUGCUUCGGUGUGGCUGUCUCCUUCUUACUGUUUAUGUGUAAACUGUGAGCAAGACAAAUGUAUGGUCAAACGCAGAUUAAUUGAUAUUUAUUUAUCUGUUUAUUAAAUUUCUGUGCCAUCCUUCAUCCAAGGAUCAUCAGGCAGUUUACAAUACAGUGGUACCUCGGGUUACAUACACUUCAGGUUACAUAUGCUUCAGGUUACAGACUCCGCUAACCCAGAAAUAGUGCUUCAGGUUAAGAACUUUGCUUCAGGAUGAGAACAGAAAUCGUGCUCCAGCAGUGCGACAGCAGCAGGAGGCCCCAUUAGCUAAAGUGGUGCUUCAGGUUAAGAACAGUUUCAGGUUAAGUACGGACCUCCGGAACGAAUUAAGUACUUAACCCGAGGUACCACUGUAUAAAAACACAAAAAAUACACAGCAUAGUGAUAAACAAACACCAACAACCCCCCUACCCUACAAUUUAAAGUGCCAUAGAUUGUUUAAAUCAUGGGAGAACAUACAAGUGUUGUAUUUUGUAACCCAGGGGCCUUGUCCCCUCCCCUGGUCACUACAUUUGCCAGUUUCCAUUUCUAAGAUUGGGGCCUCUGUUUAAACCUACUAUUUGUUCCUUACUGUAGGAAAGCUCCCCCACCCGCCCCGGACUGCUUUAAAGCCUGAGCCUCAAAACUUGUAGAGGGCAGAUGAAACAAAGCUCCAGUAAAUAGCAGGUGCUGCCUUUGUAAUAAAAAAGAAGUGGAGUCAGUGUUGCACGUUCUUUUCAAAUGUGGCUUUUAUCAGGGGCCAAGGGAAACUCUGAUAUACCCCAUUACACAGUUCUUUCCAGGACAAUCUUUAGAUCAUGGGUAGGCAAACUAAGGCCCGGGGGCCAGAUCCGGCCCAAUCGCCUUCCAAAUCUGGCCUGCGGACGGUCCAGGAAUCAGCGUGUUUUUACAUGAGUAGAAUGUGUGCUUUUAUUUAAAAUGCACCUUUGGGUUAUUUGUGGGGCAUAGGAAUUCGUUCAUUCCCCCCCCCCCCUGAAAAAAAUAUAUAGUCCGGCCCACCACAAGGUCUGAGGGACAGUGGACCGGCCCCCUGAUGAAAAGCUUUGCUGACCCCUGCUUUUGCAGGAAUAAAUCCCAGAGUUUCUUUUUUUUCAAAUUUUAAAAAAGAAAACAUAUUUUUUUAAUAUACACAUAUACAUAUACAGUGGUACCUCAGGUUACAUAUGCUUCAGGUUACAUACGCUUCAGGUUAGAGACUCCGCUAACCCAGAAAUAGUACCUUGGGUUAAGAGCUUUGGUUCAGGAUGAGAACAGAAAUUGUGCUCUGGUGGCGCGGCGGCAGCAGGAGGCCCCAUUAGCUAAAGUGGUGCUUCAGGUUAAGAACAGUUUCAGGUUAAGUACGGACCUCCGGAACGAAUUAAGUACUUAACCCGAGGUACCACUGUAAAUGCUGGAGUUAUGAACAUGCAUAUAGGGAUAGCCCUUCUGCAACUUACAAAGUACUUAACCCGAGGUACCACUGUACACACAGAAAUAUACACUUAAUUUCACAAAACCAUAGUCAUAUCAAAACCUUUAUGGGGUUCCCUUCACCCCAGGACUUCCUCCCACCCCUCCCUUGGAUUCCAAAGUACUUCCCCUUUUAACUGCCUCUAAUUAUCUAAAUUUGUUAUACUCCAUUUUUAUCUUUGUUAAUUUAAAUUACAAGUGUUAUGUGAAUCCUGCUAAUGUUUUUAAGCUCUUACAGAGUUUCAAUGUCCCAGUAUUCAUGCUUGUUUUGUCAACCAGGAUUCUCCUCCCAUUUCUUGAAUGUUUUAAACAACAGACUGUUGUUAACUGAAAGUGCGGUCCUGUACAUGUCUACCUGUAAGUAGACAUAUACACUCAAUUUAUUAAGUGGGCAUAGGAUUGUAGGCUGAGUCCCAUAAAGGUUGUAAAAGCAAUAGUAUCUUUUCAGAAAGCAUAAACAUUUUCAUAUUCAUUCCUGUGAAACAGGUAUUGGCAUUUUAUUUUAUUUUAUUUUUUUCAAAUGUCUAUUCACGUACCCAGGUUUACAUACGAAAUUGCACCUGUUUUUGUCCUCAUGGAACAAAUCACGCUUCGAAAAAUGAGAGAGAUUAUCGGAUGGUCAAAUAAAGAUGGAGAUGGAAUAUUCUCACCGGGUAAGUUUCAUUUUUGACAUGUUGCCCUAAAUGCCAAGUUGUCGGUUAAGGCUGGAAAAAGACAACUAGCUGCUGAGCAUGUAUGCUUUUAACUGUAUGCUGGACCUAAUGGUCAGGGGUCCAUUUACCUUUAUUACUGUUAUGUACUGAAGUUCUCACCCUGGGCCAGCAGGGGGAUACUGUAGAUAGUUCAGGUCCACAUAUGCAAAUAAGGGAUCGAAAGUGACGUUCAGUGAUUGGAUAGUUACAGAAAAUGGUUCCUGUUGCGUUGUAGUGGAGCUCUGUAUAAGCAGGCUGGCUGAACCCUUCAGUUCAGUUCUGUUCUGGCCUGUGAAUAAACAAGAGCUGUUUGAGGAAUCGCUGUGUCGUCUGAUAUGUUCACCCACAACUUAACAAUUACUUUGUUUAAAAACAGCAUUAAAAGCAUCAGUUACUAUCUGCUAGGCCAUUUUAAGAGGAUCAAUUAAAAACAACAAUUGGUCCUACCAUUGGGCAGAGUGAGGCAGCAGGCUAACUUAGGGGGUCGAGGGAAGACCACAAACAACUCUGUUGCAUCACAGCUCUAAAUUCCGCCAUGCCUGUAUGAAAUGUACACAACACAUUUCACCAGCUAUGCUUUUCUGCCUCCAUUCGCAAUACCAAACUUUUCCCGCCCUCCCUCUUAUCUCUUUUCUAACAUUCUAUUAUUAUGUUCUCUUGUUACAGGUGGUGCUAUAUCCAACAUGUAUAGCAUCAUGGCUGCCCGCUACAAAUAUUUCCCAGAAGUCAAAACCAAAGGCAUGUCUGCAGUGCCUAAACUGGUCCUCUUUACCUCAGAACAUGUGAGCUCAACAAGCUUAAUUAACUGUUGUUACUGCAAUUGUUGGGGAGGGGGGCUAAGGAAGAUGCCAUUCCAUCACCAUCAGCCCAAUUCUGAAGGGGUACGACUGCCUGAUUUCAACAUCACCCAUUGCAUAUUUUGGGGUGGUCCUAAAACUGUCACAGAAAAUGACCUCCAACUACUUAGAUGGAGGUUCUGUUGAACAGGAGGAUGGUUGGUCCUCUGAGGAUGCUGUUGUUUAGAGUUGGUUCUAGCCACCAUCUCUGUCACUAAGCUCACUUUGGAGGCAGUAUGCCUGGCAUGGCUGCCACACGGAAGUGGGUUUUACAUUCCCCCCCACCUGCAAAUGUCUCAUUGUGACAAAACCGCUCGCCGCACUCUGACAGAGAUUUUCCUCAAACCAGACUGUAGCGCAGUGUUGGGGACAAGGAGGCUGUAAGGAAGACAAAAGAUGUCUUAUUUACUUGGCAGCAUUUGAUGUGGUUGCUUGUGAUACCUCACGUUACCCACAAAGCUCAGUCACCCCAAAUAUCUUUUAAUUUGUCUUAGAGCAUGGGUAGGCAAACUAACGCCCGGGGGCCGGAAGCGACCCAAUCGCCUUCUCAAUCCGGCCUGCGGACAGUCCAGGAAUCAGCAUGUUUUUACAUGAGUAGAAUGUGUCCUUUUAUGUAAAAUGAUUCUCUAGGUUGUUUGUGGAGCACGGGAAUACGUUCAUUUUUUUCCUUCAGAAUAUAGUCCGGCCCUCCACAAGGUCUGAGGGACAGUGGACCGGCCCCCUGCUGAAAAAGUUUGCUGACCCCUGUUUAGAGCUUACCAUGUCCUCAACUAAUUAACACUUCCCCUGCCCCCUUUUGAAGCAUUCAUAGUAAUGUUACAUAACGAAUAAAGUGCCUGUGCGUGUGUACAAAGUGCCUGUCCGCACAGAAUCAAGGAACAGAAUCUCCCACCCCACAGAUCUGAUUCCUGGUAUCUACAGUGGUACCUCAGUUUACAAACUUAAUCCAUUCUGGAAGUCUGUUCUUAAACCGAAACCUUUCUUAAACCAAGGUGCACUUUCCCUAAUGAGGCCUCCCGCCACCGGUGCCCUUCCACCGUUCGGCUUCCAUUCUUAGACCGAGGUAAAGUUCUCAAACCGGGACACUACUUCUGGUUUUGCGGAGUUUGUAAACCGAAUAGUUCGUAAACAUGGCUGUUCUUAAACCAAGGUACCACUGUAUCUCUCUUUUUAAUCUUUAGGCACUGCUCCUACCUUUCUGCAUAGCAAGCUGGGGGACCUAGUUGUAAUAAUAUUUUGGGUUGCUUUUUCUCUUCCUUUUUUAUUUUAUUUUUUGGAAUGUUUAGAGCUUAUAGCUUGCUGUGGUGCUCCUAAAUCAUGUCUGACCCUUAUUUCAGCACUUAUUCCAGACCAUUCCCACUGACUUUUACCUCUGCAUUCAAACUGCUUCCUAUAAAUCAGGGGUUGGCAAAGUUUUUGUGGCUUGGGCCGGUUCAGGGUCCCACAGGCGCCGCAGUGGGCCGGAGUGUCUGCACGCACAAGCACACAUGCGCAAAUAUUGUUUCCAGCGCUCCUUCCAACAUGGAGGAGGCUUGCGCAGCUUCCCAUUGGCUGCAGGAGCUUCCUGCAGCCAAUGAGAAGCCAGCCAGCGUCACAGAAGACGGUCUCCGCUCUGCUCCACGCCGGUUUAGUGCAUCACAUGGGAGCCGACCAAGCAGGCGGCGAGGGUCCAUGGGCUGGUUAAACGACCCCCAUGGGCCGCUUGUGGCCCAUGGGCCCUAGGUUGCCGACUCCUGCUCUAAAUGGUUGGUUUGUGCCUGGAAGCAGCUGCCACAGAAAAGUAUAUAACAGCCUUUUUUUUGUAUGUGGCACUUGCAAUGAGCGGCUAGGGCAUCUCCUGCUGGCAACCGUUGCUACUACACAACUAAACUUGACUUCAUUUUCUUUCAUUCCUUUCUAAAAGGACUGACGAGUUUUUGUCGCUGUUGUUUUUGCAGAGUCACUACUCAAUAAAGAAAGCUGGAGCUGCGCUUGGUUUUGGAACAGAAAAUGUGAUUUUAAUAAAGUGCAACGAAAGGUCUGCUCCCAUAGCAAACUAGCUGUAUUGAGUUUGUUUGUUUUUUGUACUGUGCAACAAGAUGCUAAUGUUGUUACUAAUUAGAUCAGUUUAAUUAAUUAAACUAUGGUUAGUGUUCACUUCUAUUUGGUCUUUAUUCAUUUGUUUAAAAAUAUUCUUUGUUUUUGUCUUUCACGUUGACUGCAGAGGCAAAAUAAUACCAGCUGAUUUGGAAGCCAAAAUUCUGGAAGCCAAACAAAAGGUAACCCUGACGUUUGUUUUUUAGGGGGGAAAACUGAAUAUAUUUCCUAGUUAGAUGAACAUAAGUAACAUACAUUUUGUCUUCUACAUAAAUGCAUACCACACAGUGUAAGGCAAGCUAAGGAAGAAAUAAUAAACUAAUUUACAGUGCAAUACUAACCCUUUGCUGCUGGAGUUCCACUACCCCCCCAGGCCCCCAGCAAGGGGAGAAACUUAUUAUCCACUGGUGAUUGCAAAUGGACUUUUGGGGGAACCAAUGAAAGAAGGUGUGACAGUUAAAAAAUAUGCAUGGCAGAAAAGUUAAUGAAAGGACUUCUAAUCAGUUGCAAUAACUGAAGUUAGCUUCGGUUUCCAACAUUUUUGUUUCCUCAUGAACUUUAUCCUCUGUCUUACCUCAUAGGGAUAUGUCCCCCUUUAUGUGAAUGCAACUGCUGGCACAACAGUUUAUGGGGCCUUUGAUCCAAUUCAGGAGAUGGCGGACAUUUGCGAUAAAUACAACCUUUGGCUCCAUGUGGACGUGAGUAAGACGAGCUGCAAUCCUAUGCACACACACACUUGCCAAAGAAUAAAAUCUCACUGAAAGCAGGAGGACUCACAAAUCAUGUCCUCACCACGGAGGGCACGUGUUGCAGUGAGACUGGCCUCGCUGUUUGUGUGGGUGGGAUCGUUUGGAUAGCUACAACAACCCGAUUGGGUCCCUCGGUUGCUGGGGCAAUUCUGGCCAAUGGGUUGCUGGGGCAUUUCUGGCUGUUGGGGCAGGGGCCCGGUAGAAAUUUUCCCAUUCGGCUGAUUGGCUGGUGCCACUUGGGUUCCGCCUGCCCCGUAGCAAAUCAUCACAACUUUGUAAGGUUUGGCGGUUAGGCAUUGGUUCAAAGUGUGGUGGAGGGAAGGUUGUCACACCCGCCCCUCCCAAUGUGCGAUAGGGUAUUCUGUUAAAGGAAUCCAGGGGCUCGCCAUGCUUUUGUCCAAUCCCCUUCCAGGAUUUCAGGCCACCCCAGAGCACCUGGGAGCAUUUUGGGGUGAGGUUGUGUCUGUGGUAGGACCAGUGCUUCCCCCAGUCUGUUUACCUUUACUGACUUCUGUCGGUGCCCAAUUAUCAGUGCUGCCCCGCCAGAGGUGUAGGUGCAGCUAGUCAAACCAAUGCCUAAGCAAACCACUCACAUUCUGUAAUCAGUAAAGUUGUGGCCAAAAUUAUGUCCAAUAACCUUAAACUAAUAUUGGUGUCGACUGUGUCUUUCUUUGAGAGGUCUUGGGGGUCUUUACAUGCAACACUUCUGAAUAAACACACAUUCAGGAUUGCACUGCGAAUAUUGGUUUUUUUACCAUUUUCAAGUGGAAAAGAGGAUCCUCCUAGCAACUCUGCUUGUUAGUGUUUGUAUUGUAGUAACACGCGGCCACUUCUUGUGUGAAAGUGCAAAAUUAAGAAGAGCGCCUGUUUGCGAAAUCAUGAACGUUUUCAUCAGAAAUUUAGUGCCCAGAGUUUUGACAGUAUUGAUCCUUUUGCUAACUGUGGAGUGUCAGAUACUUGAAGGUUCCUCCUAAGCCUUUGAACUUUCUUCCAUCACUUUCAGGCUGCCUGGGGCGGAGGAUUGCUAAUGUCCAGGAAGCAUCGUCAUAAGCUGAGUGGCAUAGAAAGGUAUUGAAUCAUUCUCAUUUGCAUGUUUAUUUAGUUAGAAACUUCUCCAUGGUACAUAUGCCAUUUUGCAAAGACCUAGAGAAGAUAAACCCCUAUCUCAAAAAUAUUAUGGAAUUUUUAAAAAGAGCAAUUGACAAGAAUAUAAAAGGUCCAAUGUGAGGGGGGAAUAUUCCAUGUGUCCAUGUAGAACAGAAGCAGUUUUAUGCAAAAUAGAAUUUUCAUGUCAGUGUAAGUUUCACAUUUACAUUACAUACCAGAAUGAAACAAGAGAGACUUCGUGCCUGUCUUGCCAAAUGCAAGGUGGUUCUUUUAACAUGAGAGUCAGAAGUAAUACAAAACACAAGUGAGUGAGAAGAUUAAAGAUUUUAUUCAAAACAGCAAGCGAUAUAUACAUACCAAGCAAGCACUUCCAUCUGCCACUUGGAAGCUCUCAAGAAGCGGCAAAGUGACUCCCCCAGGUAGCCUCAGUUUGCAGGGCCCUGCGGCCGAUCAGUCUGUGCACGAGCUUCUCCAAAACUCUGUCCACAACCAUCCGAUUCACCUCAUGAGGAGAAAAGACUCCCUGGAAAAGACCCUGAUGUUGGGAAAGAUUGAGGGCACAAGGAGAAGGGGAUGGCAGAGGACGAGAUGGUUGGACAGUGUUCUCAAAGCUACUAACAAGGGUUUGACCAAACUGGGAGAGGAGGUGGAAGACAGAAGUGCUUGGCGUGCUCUGGUCCAUGGGGUCAUGAAGAGUCGGACGUGACUAAAAGACUAAACAACAACAAGCCUGUGUGGCUUGCCCGACUGGCUACGCAGAUCGUUCAUUACUGGCUAUUUGCAGAUUAUUCAUUAGCCACCUCCUCCCAAUGCCUCACUUUCUCAAAACAAUGUUCAGCAUCAAAGAAGGUACCUAGCACUAUCGCUUCCUCCCAACUGAUUAGGACAUUAAAGGCUGUUCUCAUGCCAUCAAAUAACUUAACAAGAGAUAAGAAGGGGAAGGAACAGAGGCAAGUAGGGCAACCAUGUUAGAUCACUAACUCCUCGAUAUACAAUUUAUCUUCCAGAUAGAUUGCCCAUACAAUGUCUCAUGAGUGAGAUGCUUUGGGACAAAAAUUAGCAAGACCUUUUGUCUGCAUCAGCUGUUAGCUUUGUGUCACUUCACAGUCACACUCUCUGUGAACUGCGCUCAGCUUGUGGCCUACUUUCCACCCUGGUCAAGGCUGGAGUUGUCAUCAGUAAUUGGCAAUAACUGGCCCCAGUGGUUUUGCUAUUUAUUAUAUUUUUGCAUUAAUCGACUGCAUUAAUCUGUGUGCGUUGGGAAGGGAACACACUCUCUAACUAGAGUUGCCACAGGCAACACUUGCCAAUUUUGGAAAGACCAACAACAUGCUCACAAACAAUAUGUGCCAAUAAUGGUGAAUCACAGAAUUGUAGAGUUGGAAGGGACCCCAAGGGUCAUCUAGUCCAAACUCUUGCAAUGCAGGAAUCUCAGCUGGAUCAUGCAUGACUGAUGGCCACCCAACCUCUGCUUAAAAACUUCCAAGGAAGGAAAGUCCAUCACCUUUCAUGUGAGUCUUUUCCACUGUCGAACAGCUCUUACUGUCAGAAAGUUCUUCCUGAUGUUUAGUAGGAAUCUCCUUUCUUGUACCUUGAAUUCAUUGGUUCAAGUCCUCCCCUCUGGAGCAGCAGAAAACAAUCUUGCUCCAUCCUCCAUAUGACAUCCCUUUAGAUAUUAGAAGAUGGCUAUCAUAGUCUCCUCUUUACCAGGCUAAACAUACCCAAUUCCCUCAAGCGUUCCUCAUAAGGCUUGGUUUCCAGACCCUUGAUCAUCUUGGUCACCGAAGCAGUCCCACUGUUGUACACUUUUAAUGCCCUGGUCAUUGCAUGAGAUUAAUAUCUUUAACAGGCUGGAUCUACAGAACUGAAGGGUCAUAAUGUCAGCUUUCUCACAGAAGCUGUUAUAUUUGGACAACAUUCUCUGCACCUUGUAGUUUAUUUAGAGCAGGAAUCGGCAGAGUCCAGACUUGUGGGAACGACUUAACCUUACCAUAUCCCUGAGACCCACCAAUUUGUGUGAUGUGCUUGCAUAGUAGCUUAGUGGGGGCAGGCAUAAACUCAAAUCUAAAGAAGGACACCAAGUAUAUCCGAACACAUGACCAAAUCUCUCCCAAAUUUUCUUCAUUUCAACAGCCAGAAAAAGAGGUGAAGAGAGACACCGUUGGUAUUGUUAAUCUACUGGAGGUCAGAAACCUUUGCUGAUCUACUGCUAGUCUCUCAGGGAACUGGUCUACCACUCAUUCUUGAUCCACCUUUUGCCCAUUGCUGAUUUUCUAGAGAGGAGAUUUUGCAUAUCACUUGCUAGCACAUCUUAGUGAUAAUGUGGGGAUUACGUAUCUCAGGAAAUUUCAAACACCAGCCCAUGUCAACAACUGUAUUUUUAAAAGGGGGGGGGGACAAUUAGUGGGAAAUGAAUAUCCUGUUUGCCUAAACUUAUAGAAAUUCUUACUUCUGUUUCUAGAAAGUGGCUCUUUCAGGAAUGAAGUUACAGUAUCAGCUAAUCAGCAUAGACUUGACAGUAAUUAAUUACCAUUCAUUACGCUAUCAGCUUCUUAGUAUUCUCUCUUUACUAGUAACAUUAAUUCCGAAAGGACAGCUUCCCUUAGUGCAAUUCCAACCUUUGGCUGCAAUGCUUGCCCCACAGAAUAAGACUAUUGGCAAUUUUUGUCAUCUUGUAUUCCUAGUAUAGACCAUUCUCACCUUAUUAGUCCUGGUGGUGCAGGGUCUUGACAUCGGAGUGAGGGAAAAUAUGCUACAAACUGCAUAUUGCAGAUAGGAGAUGUAUUUGUAAGGCCAGGAGAUAUUUUGCCCCAACUAUCUCAAAGAGUAAGUAAGUCCCACUGGGAUCCAGACUUUGGGAAAUGGCCCUGCUCUGGAUCCAGCAAGGCUAAAUCAAUUACUACAUUAAUUCUAAGCACAUUCUUUUCUUUUUGUAGAGCCAACUCUGUCACAUGGAAUCCACACAAGAUGAUGGGGGUUUUAUUACAAUGUUCUGCCAUUCUUCUUCGGGAAAAGGUUUGCUUGCAUGUUGAUUUCUUUUUAAAUGGUACAGAGCAAACACAAAUAUGUUCUGUUUCUACCUUUACAGCUUGUCCCAAAGAAUCCUGGGAGCUGUAGUUUGCUGAGGACUCUGUGAGAGAUCUCCCAAAGAACUACAAAUCCUUAGGAUUUCCUGGAGGAAAAAGCAUGAUUACUAAACCAAUUUAAGUCUGUGGUUGUUAUAGCUACAAGGCCAAAGACUUUCACUCUUCUCACCUUUCUAUUGGACUUAUUCAGUGCUAUUUUUAUAGAAAAAGAGGUGCCAGAACUCACCAUGAUCACCUCCCUCAUUCAAUGGCACCCACCUGAGAAGUGCCAGAACGGAGUUCCACCGACUUCGGGCUGAAAAAAAAGCUCUUGAUUUAUUUGUUUAGAGUAUUUUUAUUCCGACCCUUCAACAAGGUUUCCGGGUGGCAUUGGCAUGCCACACCUGUAGUCUUGGUGGCACCUAGAGUGCCUUAUGUUGGUGUAGGUACAACUGGUUCCUAUGCCUGCCAAAUGGGAUUUGGUGAUUCCACUGUGUUUUCUUGCCUACUAAAAACUCCACUAUAAAGGAUAACCGAGGAACAUCAAAUAAGUAGAGUUGUCUAGUGUAACUGAGUCCACAGUAGUCAAUGUGCUUUUAAGGGGCUCCAUACAUUAACUGUGCCACAUUUUACACCCACCAUUCACCUCUUCUCUGCCAUGUUGAAGAUCUCCCGAUGUCACAAGGACGUUGCUACGCCAUUGUAAUAUUUUACGUUGGCGCAGUGUUGGAUUUUGCUGGUGUGGAGGGCUUUAAGGGUGAGUUUAUCCUGUCCGGAUGAUGUAACUCAUGGAUAGGAAGAUCACUGUUAGUCGCUGCCAUGGGUAUUUGUAGCUACAUGCUUAAUAGUCACAAAACUGGUCCGAGAUCCAGGAGAACUAAUAAUAUGCAUGCAAAAAAGACUGCAUGGGCAGCAGAUGCUGCUUUCUGUUUUGCAGCCGUGAGCAGGCCAUGCAAUGAGGGGAGUUGCUGAAGUGAGAAAGUGACAUACGUUCUGUGCAUGCGGCACACUAUAUUUUAUCUACUGCUUGAUUUCUUAUAUUUGAAGAGGGUGUUUUCCUAACAGGGCAUACUUCAAGGUUGCAACCAGAUGUGUGCAGGAUAUCUGUUCCAGCAAGACAAGCAAUACGAUAUAACUUAUGACACUGGGGAUAAAGCAAUACAGUGUGGUCGCCAUGUGGACAUAUUCAAAUUCUGGUUGAUGUGGAAAGCCAAGGUAAGCAAUAAAAUGUCAGAAAAAUGCACAUCAGUUUUAUGUGAGAAGAUAGUUCAACUAAGUCCAGAAUGCGGCGGCUAGUCUGGUGACUGGAAGCGGCCGCUGAGACCAUAUAACACCAGUCCUGAAAGACCUACAUUGGCUUCCAGUACGUUUCCAAGCACAAUUCAAAGUGUUGGUGCUGACCUUGAAAGCCCUAAAUGGCCUCGGCCCUGUAUACCUGAAAGAGCGUCUCCACCCCCAUCAUUCAACCCGGGACACUGAGGUCCAGCUCCAAGGGCCUUCUGGUGGUUCCCUCACUGCGAGAAGUGAAGCUGCAGGGAACCAGGCAGAGGGCCUUCUCGGUAGUGUUGCCGCCUUGUGGAACACCCUCCCAUUAGAUGUCAAGGAAAUAAACAACUAUCUGACUUUUAGAAGACAUCUGAAGGCAGCCCUGUUUAGGGAAGUUUUUAAUGUUUGGUGUUUUAUCGUAUUUUUAAUAUUCUGUUGGGAGCCGCCCAGAGUGGGCGGGGUAUAAAUAAUAAAAUUAUUAUUAUUAUUAUUAUUAUUAUUAUUAUUAUUAUUAUUAUUAAUCACUGUAGCCUUAAGUUCCCAGAAAUCCAAAUCUGUUAGUCCCAAAUGUUUAUAUCUUCACAGAUGGGGGAGAAAGGAGUUUUUGGAAACUUUUAGCAAAACCACAUUCCUUUCCACAAAAUUGUUUUUGGAUAGACUUAUCCCCAGAACCCUAACUUCUCCCAAUACAGAUUUUGGCAAUUGCUUAAUAGAAUGCUUACAAGAAUUUAAUUUUUAUCUGGUCAUGUUUAUUAUUCAUUUGUGUACAAUUUUGUAACAGGAAUAUAAAACAACAAAAGAAUGCUUAUAAGUAAAGGCAUUUAAACUAAUGGUUCUUUUUGUUCAAGUAAAACUAAAUAUAUGUGUAUAUGCUUGUAAGUCUAUUUUCAAAACCUGUAUUUCUUUUAAAAAAGGAAUAUAUUGAAAAUUCAGGUCUGCUUGAAGGACAUGUUAUUUAUAGUUCAUUUUUUAAAGAUUCUUAUUUCACACAGGCUAGAAAACAUGGUGCAAUUUGUAAAAUUAAAUAGUGGAUUCAAAAUUUAAAAAUUACAGAGACCCUAAAGAUGAAGAUAUACAACUUCAAAAUUUCAAAAGAAUAUUCCAUAGUUUAGCAACCUUCAGAAUUUAAAAGAAUAACAUGGAAAAUAAAUAUAGUUGAAGACAAAUAUUUUAUACUCAAAGCUAACCAGAGCAAAUAUGUGCAAGGAAGAGUACAGAACUGAAAUUUAAAAAUGUUUUUUCUUUUUUUCAAAACAGGGUACAGUGGGAUUCGAAAGUCAGAUCAACAAAUGUCUUGAAUUAGCAGAAUACCUCUAUAAUAAAAUUAAGAACAGAGAGGAGUUUGAGAUGGUGUUCGAAGGAGAGGUAAGCAAUGGGCCACAAACUACUUUCAAUUAAAAAUGGGCAUUUGGGGAAUAGAAAAUGCACCAUCCAGCCCAGAGUUAAGUACUUUAAAGCCAGUGUUAUUUUCAAUGGGGGAUAUUUAACUACAUGUUUGACUCACCAAAUGAAGUCAAUGGGGUGUAAAAGUGCUGAACUUUGGUUGGCUCACGGCAGGCCCCAGGUUUUCGUGCAGCCUUUGCCAACGAAAGCCUUGAAAUGUAAUUCCCCACCCCAACCCCAGUUUCAGCUAACUGGGCAAAUGGUCACUUGUUUUUCUUUGUUUGUUUGUUUGCUUGCUUGCUUGCAUUUAAAGGACAAAACUGCAGUAUAAGUACUUAGCUGCAACUAGAACUGUACGAUGCUUGCAUGUAGGCUCUAUUUGGCUCUGUGGACACAUUUGAAAACUGGAGAAACUGUUGUAGACACACACACAGUGCUGGAUUUACGUAUAAGCUAAACAAGCUAUAGGGACACGGGUGGUGCUGUGGGUUAAACCACAGAGCCUAGGACUUGCCGAUCAGAAAGUCAGCGGUUCGAAUCCCUGUGAUGGGGUGAGCUCCUGUUGCUCAGUCCCUGCUCCUGCCAACCUAGCAGUUCGAAAGCACGUCAAAGUGCAAGUAGAUAAAAAGGCACCACUCCGGCGGAAAGGUAAACAGCGUUUCUGUGCGCUGCUCUGGUUCACCAGAAGCAGCUUAGUCAUGCUGGCCACAUGACCCGGAAGCUGUACGCCGGCUCCCUCGGCCAAUAAAGUGAGAUGAGCGCCGCAACCCCAGAGUUGGUCACGAGUGGACCUAAUGGUCAGGGGUCCCUUUACCUUUACCUAAACAAGCUAUAGCUUAGGGCCGCACUCUCUUGGGGGCCCCAAAAAAUAUUAAAGGGGAAAAAACUGGAUGUACAUUUCCAAAAUAUAAGAUAAAAAACAAAUAAAAUAAAACCUACAUACAGCAACAGUGUUGUGUGUUGUGUAGGCUCCUAUGAUGUAAGUAAUAGGCCCCGCCUGCUAGCCUGCUCCCUAAAAUAUCACUGCUUUGCUCAUUUCUAUAUAUAGGGUGCCUACAUUCUGCAUGGACUGGUUGCAUGGCAACGUGUAGCAUGCAUCUAAUGUGUUUGCAUUAUUAAGUUUGUUAUGAAUAAAAAAUCAUUUUAAGUUAGAGCUUAAUAAUUAUUUCACUAUUAAUAUACUUCUUCUUAAUUGUAUUUCAUUGUUAAUAUACUUCUUCUUAACUGUAUUUCAGUUCAACAAUUACUUUGAUAAAAUACAUAUUUUGUUAUGUGCAAAUGGCUGUAGAUACCUGUUAGGUCCAUAAAUUACCAUAUAGCAUAUAUUCAACACAAAAACAGUGACAAUUUGUUGUUGACAAAGGACAGCUGGAUAUAAAAAGGGCCCCAUUACCUUCAGUAGCUUAGGGCUUCAACAAACCUAAAUCUGGCCCUGUAUACACACACACACACACACACACACACACACAUACAUACAAACACACACCCCACAACCUGCUCUGUUGUCAAUAACAGAAGGCUUCUUUCAAGCCUAAUUCCAGCAGGCAGAGAAGAUAUUGCAGAUGCCAUAGAAGGCAGGUAGCAUGUUGGUGACCCCUAUGUACAAGCCAGCAAUCCAAAAACCAUGGAACCAGUUCCAUGAGCCCAAGAAGGAUUUUAUGCUUCCUUUUGCUGAAUAAUAGCACACCACACCACAUGACAAAACGCUUUUUAAAUUGGUGUUGGCGGCGAAUCAGUUUGCAAUAUGGGUAGGGCUCAGCUGUAAACAACUGGAACGUGACAGAGAACGUAUAUUGGAAAAUAUAGGAGCUGCUACUAAAUGAACAUAGGGAUAUGUGGAAUUUCAGCAUCGUUGCAAUGCUCAAACCUCAAGCAGUAGCGGGCAGCAUGGUGGUGGUCAAGCACUUACCUGACUACCUGGCACGUGAGUCGUUGCUGCUUACAGGGAGCCGUGAGGCAGCAGGGUGCAGGGCAAAUGCAAUCGCUCCCAGUAAGCCAGUGAUUCACCACCGGGAGGUCUGCCCCACUGCACUAUCCACUACUGAUCUGGAGUCACUUUUGGGUGGGCUUUAUGCACCACCACAAACAGUUAACAAAGAAGUAUUGCCCGUUCAAAAGACCAUUGGAGAGUAUUCCACGGAGGCAGGAAUCCUGCGCUUCUUCCUGCAAAGCCACCGAAUAGGAAAGUUCAAAGUGUGAAAAUCCACUGGGCUUUUGUAAGCACUUUCUCUGGAUUUCCCUUCCCCUCUUUCGCCUCAGAAGAUAUUUUGAUGUGCCACAAGUUGAACGAAUGGCACUGGCAACUAAAGGCCACGCUUCCCUAGGAAGAUAAGGCUCAUAAACUGAUUGGCAACCCUAAAGUAAUCUGCUCUUAGCUGAGAUUCCACGCUUCAUUUUCUGCUCUGCAAAGGUUGCUACUUUUGUUAAUUCUGCUACUGGUGCUUUCUGAUGGUUUCACUUCAUAAACUUUGGCUGAUUGGACACUUGAGUGUGCUCCAGUUCCUUAUUUAACUUAAAAAACCCCGAUUCUCUGUCUUUUAACAGGAGAGAGUGCCUUUCUGUAUAUACUGAGGAUUUUGCUGGCACAGGAGUGAUGGGAGGGAGGGAAUGUGUUCUCAUCCACUUAGUCCUAAAUGGGCUGUUUGUAUUCCAUAUUCAUUAUGAACUAAUGUAAAAAAAGAUCUGGAGAGAGAGAGUCUUAAGAUGGUAGCUACAUACAGAAUUGCAUCUAUUGGCUGGUGCUAUUUAUUAACAAGCAAAAUUUCCAGUUGUGGUUGAGAGGAGGUUCCUUUCACAGUGAUGACUUACAACAGCUCCUGAUCCAAGCUUCCCUAUUCCUCGCUUGCAUGCUCAGCCAAACUCCCAAUCCUAAAUUUCCUAAACUUUGGGGAGCAGGGGGUAACAUUGGGGUACAUCACCCAAAGUGUUUGGUGUGUGGUGAGAUUUUUUUUUAAAAAAAUGAAAUCUGAAUUUUUGUGUUAGUAUUUUAUUUACCUACAAUUUUGAUGAGUUUGCUUUGUUUCGUUUCUGUCUUUAUAGCCUGAACACACAAAUGUUUGCUUCUGGUACAUUCCACCAAGUCUCAGAGGGAUCCCAGACUCAGAGGAGAGGAGAGAAAAGCUACAUAGGGUAAUCGUAUCUAUUUUAAUUACUCCUAAGCUUUUCAGAGGGACGCGGGUGGCACUGUGGUCUAAACCAUAGAGCCUAUGGCUUGCCAAUCAGAAGGUUGGUGGUUCGAAUCCCCGCAACGGGAUGAGCUCCCGUUGCUCGGUCCCUGCUCUUGCCAACCUAGCAGUUCGAAAGCACGUCAAAGUGCAAGUAGAUAAAUAGGUACCACUCCGGUGGGAAGGUAAAUGGUGUUUCCAUGUGCUGCUCUGGUUCUCCAGAAGCGGCUUAGUCAUGCUGGCCACAUGACCUGGAAGCUGUAUGCCAGCUCCAUUGGCCUAUAAAGCGAGAUGAGUGCCGCAACCCCAGAGCCAUCCGCAACUGGACCUAACGGUCAGGGGUCCCUUUACCUUUACCUUUAAGCAUUUCAGGGCAAGCCCCCACAGUAAAACAAAUACAAGAAAACCAUGUAAUAGUUGACCUCUGUGAAGAUGGCUCAACCUUCUCUAAGCCAAGACCAAGGCCAGAGGUCUAGCUCUCUGUGAGAAUCCAGAGAUCCUGAGAAAUCUUAUAAGGAAGGGGAUUUUUCACGUGGCUAUUCCAGUAAAGAAACAAAGGACUAAACAUUUCCCUUUUUCUAUUUGAAUCAAAAAGGUCGCACCCAAAAUCAAGGCGCUGAUGAUGGAGUCAGGUACCACGAUGGUUGGAUAUCAGCCACAGGGAGAUAAAGCAAACUUCUUCCGAAUGGUUGUCUCAAACCCUGCAGCUAGCAAGUCUGACAUUGACUUCCUCAUUGAGGAGAUAGAAAGACUGGGGCAAGAUCUGUAAUCCCUUCAAAUGACCCGUUUUACUUCUCUAACAGCACUAUUUUCCGGUACUGGCUUCUUCUGGUUUUGGUUUGUUUGGGUGUUUUUGUAACCACUUCUGUAGAACACAUUUUAAGGUAAUCCCUUUUUAAAUGUUCGAUUCUUCUGAGACACCCUCCUUGAAAAAGAAAAGAAAAACAAUGACAAAACCCCCCCCUGUAUAUUAUGAAACAUAUAUGUGUAUUAGUAGGUUAUUUUACCAAAAGGGGAAAAUAUAUUAUCUUAAAAUGCAUUGUCCGCCCUUAUUUAAAAGCCUGGCAAAUCUAGUUAGCAG
Molecule: messenger RNA, 28841 nt
Organism: Podarcis lilfordi (Lilford's wall lizard)
Lineage: Eukaryota; Metazoa; Chordata; Lepidosauria; Squamata; Lacertidae
Source: the annotation of a GenBank genome assembly